CACCCACCUCCGCGCGCCGGGCGCAGGCCGAGGGGGAGGAAAGACUCCUCCGUGGUCACCACUCUUUCUCGCCCUUUCCAAGAAUUUGUUUAAGGGAGCGCUGCGGGAAAGAGGACGUCUUCCCGAAUUCUCCAGCAGGGGCGGGGUCUACUGCUGCCCUGCGGAGCUGCCUCGGCUACCCGGCCCUCCGCGACGACCCCUGCCCGGCUGGGUCACUCCAGGAGACGGGAUCAUGAAGCGCUUGCUAGCCGCCUGGCUCUUGGUCGGGCUCAGCCUCGGUGUCCCUCAGUUCGGCAAAGGUGAUAUUUGUGAUCCCAACCCAUGUGAAAAUGGAGCUGUCUGUUUGCCAGGAUUGGCCGAUGAUUCCUUUUCCUGCGAGUGUCCAGAUGGCUUCACAGAUCCCAACUGUUCUAGUGUUGUGGAGGUUGCAUCAGAUGAAGAAGAGCCAACUUCAGCAGGGCCCUGCGUUCCUAACCCAUGCCAUAAUGGAGGAACCUGUGAGAUAAGUGAAGCAUAUCGAGGGGACACGUUCAUAGGCUACGUUUGUAAAUGUCCCCGAGGGUUCCAUGGGAUUCACUGUCAGCACAAUAUCAAUGAAUGUGAAGCUGAGCCAUGCAAAAAUGGGGGAAUAUGUACAGACCUCGUGGCUAACUAUUCCUGUGAGUGCCCUGGUGAAUUUAUGGGAAGAAAUUGUCAAUACAAAUGCUCGGGUCCAUUAGGAAUUGAAGGUGGGAUCAUUUCAAAUCAGCAAAUCACAGCUUCCUCUACCCACCGAGCUCUCUUCGGACUCCAAAAAUGGUAUCCCUACUAUGCACGACUAAAUAAGAAGGGGCUUAUAAAUGCCUGGACAGCUGCAGAAAAUGACAGAUGGCCAUGGAUUCAGAUAAAUUUGCAAAGAAAAAUGAGAGUUACUGGUGUGAUUACUCAAGGAGCCAAGAGGAUUGGAAGCCCAGAGUACAUAAAAUCUUACAAAAUUGCCUACAGCAAUGAUGGAAAGACUUGGGCCAUGUACAAAGUGAAAGGAACCAAUGAAGACAUGGUGUUCCGCGGAAAUGUUGACAACAAUACACCCUAUGCUAAUUCUUUCACACCUCCCAUCAAAGCUCAGUAUGUAAGACUCUAUCCCCAAGUUUGUCGAAGGCAUUGCACUUUGCGAAUGGAACUUCUCGGCUGUGAACUAUCAGGCUGUUCUGAGCCUCUAGGGAUGAAAUCAGGACAUAUACAAGACUAUCAGAUCACUGCCUCCAGCAUCUUCCGAACUCUCAACAUGGACAUGUUCACCUGGGAGCCCAGGAAAGCUCGGCUGGACAAGCAAGGCAAAGUCAACGCCUGGACCUCCGGCCACAACGACCAGUCCCAGUGGUUACAGGUGGAUCUUCUUGUCCCAACCAAAGUGACUGGCAUCAUUACACAAGGAGCUAAAGAUUUUGGUCAUGUACAGUUCGUCGGUUCCUAUAAACUAGCGUAUAGCAACGAUGGAGAGCACUGGACUGUGUACCAGGAUGAGAAGCAACGGAAAGACAAGGUUUUUCAAGGCAACUUUGACAAUGACACCCACAGAAAAAAUGUCAUCGACCCUCCCAUCUAUGCACGUCACAUAAGAAUCCUUCCUUGGUCCUGGUACGGGAGGAUCACCCUGCGGUCAGAGCUUCUGGGCUGCACGGAGGAGGAGUGAGGAGACCCCACUUUCCACAUCCCUCUUCUCUAUUUCCCUAAAAAGUAUCUCCAUGGAAUGAACUGUAUGAAAUCUGUAGGAAAUUGAAUGGAGUUUUUUUCAUGAAAAAGUGCUAAAAUUAUGGUAGGCCACUAACUGUCUUUCUAAGAAGGUCUAAGCCUGCCUUUUCAAUGAUUUAAUUUGAUUUUUAUUAUUCAAAUAUUUUAAGUAACAUCGCAUUAACUGUGAAUUACUUUGAUCAUGUUUUCUGAUUUAUUCACAUCGAUUGAAAUAUAUUAGUGAAAGAAAGUAACAUUUUUAU
Tupaia belangeri chinensis (Chinese tree shrew) is the source of this 1976-nucleotide messenger RNA. RefSeq names its product EGF like and discoidin domains 3 (gene EDIL3). NCBI's taxonomy places the organism in Eukaryota, Metazoa, Chordata, Mammalia, Scandentia, Tupaiidae. The record is from RefSeq and is a predicted model, not a curated record. Gene Ontology annotation, molecular function: calcium ion binding; signaling receptor activity. Bases 233 to 1675 code for a protein of 480 amino acids. The transcript has 11 exons. Gene Ontology annotation, cellular component: plasma membrane.